AUGGCGCUCUCCAACGUACCCUUUUGCCUUGUUCAACCUCCUCAAAAACUCCAAUUUCUUUUCAAUCAGCUCUUCAUCUUCUUUUUGUUGCUACUUCCCAAUGCAAUGUCAAUUUCCUUCAACUUCCCUAGUUUCAGCACAGAUAACAGUAACCUAAUCUUAAAAGGUGAUGCAGAUACGAAACCAGAUGGCCGUCUCCAUCUCACAAAGGAUACUCUUGACGGCUCCAUCAGCGGAAGUGUUGGUCGUGCCUUAUAUCAUGAACGAGUUCACCUUUGGGAUAAUAGCACAGGGAAGCUUAAAGUUGCAGACUUCACCACGAACUUCUCCUUUAUCAUUAAAGCUGUUGAUAACCAUACUGCUGAUGGGCUUGCUUUCUUCAUCUCACCAUUUAAUUCUAGUAUCCCUAACAAUUCAGGAGGCCGGUAUCUUGGACUGUUUAGUAAUGAAACCGCUAUCAACGGCACUCAAAAUCAAAUUGUUGCCGUUGAGUUUGACACUUUCGGAAACGAGGACUGGCCCAGGGAUACAAGUGCUCCUCAUGUGGGAAUCGAUAUCAAUUCAAUUGUCUCAAAAGUAAAUGUGACUUUGCCACGAAGCAUUAAUAUUACGAAUGGGUCAACAACAUAUGUAUGGGUAAGUUACGACUCAGCAUCCCAAAAUCUUAGUGUGUUCCUUACUUACGCUACUAAACCAGCAUACAGUUGGAAUUCUAUUAGUCUUUCAUAUAUUGUUGACUUCACUAUUUUGCCGGAAUGGGUUAGCGUUGGUUUCUCCGCCACUACAGGUGCGUCGGUUGAGUUACAUACAAUACUUUCUUGGUCAUUUAAUUCAACUUUAGAGGCUGGAGAUGUCACGAAAAACAAAUUGGGGUUGAUCAUUGGUUUAGCAGUGAGUUCCGGUGUAGUGAGUUGUGGUAUAGGUCUACUUUGGUUUCUUUGCUGGAGAAAAAGGGCUGGUGGAAAUACAGAAGAAUCGGGUGAUGAUGACAAUAUGGAUGAUGAAUUUGAAAAAGGAACAGGGCCAAGGAGGUUCACAUACCGUGAACUUCUCAAUGCAACAAACAACUUUGUUGAACGAGGGAAGCUUGGAGAGGGAGGAUUCGGAGGAGUUUACAAAGGUUUGUUAAGUGAAUCCAAUGUGGAAGUUGCAGUUAAGAGGGUCUCGAAAGGAUCAAAGCAAGGAAAAAAGGAGUACAAGUCAGAAGUGAAGAUCAUUGGCCGUUUGAGACAUCGGAAUUUGGUUCAACUCAUUGGUUGGUGCCAUGAACAACGUGAGUUACUUCUUGUGUAUGGGUACAUGCCUAAUGGAAGCCUUGAUUCUCAUCUAUUUGGAGCGAAGAUUAUGCUAAAAUGGCCAAUAAGGUACAAAAUAGCGCAGGGAUUGACUUCUGCAUUACUCUACCUUCAUGAAGAGUGGGAACAGUGUGUAGUGCACAGAGAUAUAAAGUCUAGCAAUAUCAUGUUGGAUUCAAACUUCAAUGCCAAACUUGGCGAUUUUGGCCUUGCAAGACUCGUAGACCAUGAGUUAGGCUUACAAACAACUGUUGUAGCUGGGACCAUGGGCUACCUUGCCCCAGAGUGCUUCACCACUGGUACAGCUUCUAAGGAAUCCGAUGUUUAUAGUUUUGGGGUGGUUUGUCUUGAAAUUGCAUGUGGAAGAAAGCCAGUCGAUCCACGGACAGAACCAAGCAAGGUUAGGCUACUAGAGUGGGUGUGGGAUCUCUAUGGAAAUGGUCAACUCCUUGAAGCCAUUGAUAAAAGAUUAGGUAUGGAAUUUGAUGAAGGGCAGAUAAAGAGCUUGAUGGUGGUUGGAUUAUGGUGUUGUCAUCCUAAUCCCACUAGUAGGCCCUCUAUAAGGCAAGUAAUACACGUUCUUAAUUUUGAAGCUUCUUUGCCCAACCUUCCAUCAAAGUUGCCAGUGCCAAUGUAUGUUGGGGCCCCAAUGGACCUAUGUAAAUUAUCCAAUACUUCAUCGGGUUUCACCAGAUCUAAAGAUCAAACGAAAUGUUCAUCUGGUAGUUGUUCUACUUAUACGUCUAUGUCAACUGGCCCAAGCAAACCUCUUCUAUAUUCAAGCAAAGCUAAAGUGGAGCUGAUUUGGUUGCUUAGUGGAUUGCUAAAAAUUGUUUUCAAGAUUGCUGUUUUUGUUUCCCCGGAUCCUAAUGCUGAGAAAGCAGUAGUGCCAAAGGAAGAUAUCUUGGAUUUUGAGUUGCCACCUGAGCCCUCGAACGCAAGGCAUGUUGAGGGUCACUAA
Quercus lobata is the source of this 2256-nucleotide messenger RNA. Its product is annotated as L-type lectin-domain containing receptor kinase IX.1-like. Gene Ontology annotation, biological process: protein phosphorylation. NCBI's taxonomy places the organism in Eukaryota, Viridiplantae, Streptophyta, Magnoliopsida, Fagales, Fagaceae. The transcript is spliced from 5 exons. The record is from RefSeq and is a predicted model, not a curated record. Bases 1 to 2256 code for a protein of 751 amino acids. Gene Ontology annotation, molecular function: protein kinase activity; carbohydrate binding; ATP binding.